AGCGCUAACAUUCAAACAGCUGAGGGAGACACAGGAGUAAAGGAAAAGUAGAGGAGAGAGUGAACUGAACAAAAAAGCAAGAUACAGCAGAGCAGAAAACAAACUUUACUUUGCAUUUUCAUAGUGCUUCCUUGCAGCUGCUUUUGAAGGACAUUUUUAUCUUUUAUUUUAAGUGUUGCAGAAGUUGGAAAAACAGCAGAUAUGAUGAGCAGUAGAGUCAUUGCCACUGUCAUGGUGCUGCUCCUCGCCUCCAUGGCCAUUGUUGAAGGAAUGAGCCUGACAAGUGUGGGAGUGGAGCUGCACUGCCGCUGCAUCAUGACAGAACGCAGACCCAUUGGCCGCCACAUUGAGAAGGUGGAAAUAAUUCCUGGAAGCUCUCACUGCGAAGAAACCGAAAUCAUUGCCACGCUGAAAAAGACAGGCAAAGAAGUCUGCCUGGACCCUGAAGCUCCCUGGGUGAAGAUAGUGAUCAACAGGAUCCUGUCCAACAGAAGACGCUGAGACGCACAUCUACUCCAAAUGAAGGGUACCCCAAAGUAUUUAUCCAAUGAUAAGGUCAUCACCUGAUUCACACCAUGGGACUGCUUAAUGUCCUCGUCCACUGGUCAAACGGACAACAGAAUCUUUACACUCGGCUCGUGUUUGCAUCAAACAUGCUAUUUAUUCAAGUCUGGCGCUUGUGUGUAUGUCACUUACUACGUGUUGCAGCAGCAAUGGCUGUUGGCUGCUUCUGAAGUCUGUUAGAAUGUUUAACUUCAUUUUGUUGUCUCUAAUUUAUGUAUUUGGCAUAUUUAUUGACGUAUUUAUUUGUUGCCGCAAUGGUUCAUUAAAGUGUAUUUGGAGUGGAAAUUUAA
Molecule: messenger RNA, 854 nt
Organism: Solea senegalensis (Senegalese sole)
Lineage: Eukaryota; Metazoa; Chordata; Actinopteri; Pleuronectiformes; Soleidae
Product: interleukin-8-like
Exons: 4
Coding region: 202-501 (99 amino acids)
Biological process (GO): neutrophil chemotaxis; chemokine-mediated signaling pathway; cellular response to lipopolysaccharide
Cellular component (GO): extracellular region
Molecular function (GO): CXCR chemokine receptor binding; chemokine activity
Source: RefSeq, a predicted model, not a curated record